AGCGUUGUGUGUCCGGAAGUAGCACGGCGGCGGGGCUGCUCACCAGGCGGGAGAGUUGUGGCAGGUGUCGGGUGUCCAUAGCAGUAGGGUGUCUGUUAUUCUAGGGCUGUGCUUGGCAGGACUACAGAUCAGCCGUCACUACUUGUUAUGCGCUGGUUUUAUUACCUGCUGUUGCCGCUAGGGUCAGAUUUCUAUUGCCCUUUAGGUUGCGUUAUACUCAGUGUAUGUAUUCUGACCGCAUGGUGUGUACACGGGUGAGGUACUGAUGGAUGUAACCCUAGAUUUUUUUUUCUGAAGAUUUUUCUUUUCUUUUCAAGACUUCUAUAAAUGAUUGAGUUGCGCCCAAGAAAGUCGUCCAGACUCCAUUCAGCAGUGAGUGGAUCUGACAGAGUUAAAUGUGAUUGUGCAGGAGCACAAGGGGUGCCAAGAGGUAGGAAGCAAAAAAUCAGGACACCUGUGCAGUGCAAACAGGAGACUGGGGUUACAGUGAGUGCUAAGAAGGGGCUCCAUGCCAGUUUAGUAGUGAAUAAGAUAAAGCGGACACCAAGGCUUGCGGCUUCUGGUUCACAGGCUGCAGGCACCAAUCAGGAUUUACCCCAACGAAAGAAAAGGGAGCGAAAGGCAAAACGGUGUAAAUGUGAGAUAACACCAGAGCAAGGUCAUGGAUCUGUCACUGCGGAGUUGGGAAGAGGUACCGGAGGGAUCACACAUGUGAGUUUGGGAAGGAGCGCAGAUGUUGAAAGACAGGCUGGUAGUGCCCAGGAUAAAGUGGCCUCUGGGCAGGUUAAAUGGAAAGGUAGGAAACCAAAGGUCCAGCCACGUGUUAAAUGUAAAGGUUCGGAGACAGGGGGUAUGUCAUGUGCUAAUGACAUUGAUCCAAGUAGUAGGUCAAAGGAACAAGAGCAGGUCUCUGUAUGGAGUAUUGGUGGAAGCCAACCUGGGAGUAGGAAGAAGAGAGGAAGGAAAGCAGGGUCACAUGGGCCCCAAUCCAAGUCUCCUCACAAGGAAACCAAAGGUGUUAGUGGUGCAGAAAAAGUCCAUACACUUCAUGUGAGAGUGCAUCGCACUUUACUAGGCCAGGUUCUUAAAACAACCUCCGAAAAUGUGAAGCAGCAGCAUCCGGAACCUCUGCAUCGAGAAGAGAGUAAAUCUACAGAGCCGACCUGUGUAAUGGCGGAGCCCAGAAAUUCUAGGAGGACUAAACGUUUUAAUGUGGCAAAGAGAAGUAUCCCAGUUGGUGCUGAACAGACGGCAAACUACCAUAUGAUAGUAUGUGAGCAGUCUUCUAUGUUAAAGGAUGAAGUAAAGUCUAAAAUGUCAAAAGACGGUAUAUCCACAUGUUCAACAGAGACCUGUCACGUUCAUUCUCUAGGCCUACCAAACCCUGUAGUAAAGUUAAAGAAAUGCAAAAAUCUUGAUCAGCUGCACUAUUCUAGCAAGAGACUUGGGAACAUGUUGACUACCUUGAACACACAAAACAAGGUCUCUCUUACUGACAGUGUAGCAUUGUACAAUGUAUGCAUAUCUUCUAAAGAAAACGUAAGUCACAAUGAAGAAGUUGUUAAAUCCGCUUCAGCUGUAAAUAAGCAAAAUAAUUUAAAGGAAUUCCUUAAAGUGAAGUUCAAUUUUAGAAAGCGAAAGAAGAACAAUAAUAGUUGUUCUGAAGAAAGGGAUUCAGAAAUAACACCGACUGACUGUAAAUCUAUGGAUCUGAAACGUGAAGGCCAACAACACAGGGUGCAGUGCAUAGCCAGACCUACAUUUUCAAAGGCACACAAUGGAAAUCUAAGUGACAAUUUGAAUAAUAACACGAUCAUACCAGCAGGGCAGAACUCCACUAAAGAGCAGAAUAAAGCUGGCACCGAUCACAUGUGCAAUCCUUGGGGCAGCUGGCGUAAGCAAAUACCUUUUGCAUCUGAUGAGGAGAUUAGUGACCAGGACUUUGAUAGGUUUUCUUUUAAAACUGUUUGCUCUUCUAAAGUUUCUCAAACAAAAGGAGAGUGUACUGUACCAUGUCAACGUGUCAUACCAUUCACUGGGAAAAGUAUUUGGAAGUGUUCUUGCGCUAGAACUUAUGUGACAGCCUUACCUCGAAGAAAACCUACUGAUAUCCAGAAUACAGUCAUCUCGAGUAUUGAGGCUGAGCGAUCACUGGAGAUUUACACAGAUGACAUUCAUUCACUGUAUGAAGGCAUCCAGGAAAGAACAUCAGAGAAUAACAGUGAAGUGGAAUGUAAAAAGAGAAAGUUAGAUGUUGAAAGCACCUCAACCUCCCAUGACUCCACAUUGGAUAAAUCACUUUCUAAUGACAAUAAAAGUGUAAGUGAUGCACUAAUAGAUACCAGUGACCCGAGUCUUUUUACUCCUUUAACAUCAGAACCCCCAAGGAAAGAUAUGAGCCUAGGUUGUAGCAAACAUUCUGCACCUGGUAAGGUCCUAAAUGAUGAACACACAUUUCAACAGUUAGAAAGAGAAGAUACAUCACAACUCCUUUCCUUAUCGCCCUCAAAAACCGUAAUAGACCUUGACCACAAAACAGUCGCUGAUCCAGUCUGUUUUAAGAUUAUUAAUGAGAUGCAUGAAGAUGAUCCUCUUGUGCGUAGAAACAAUAUAGAUUUACUUAGUGAAGUCUGUUCUCUGUCCACUCCAUUGGAAAAAGUUGACACUACUUGUGUCCUGAAUGAUAACUUACAGAGCAGCAAUGAUCCUUCAGACUGUGAGGCUAGCUCAUCCAAAUGUUACCUUUCUGAAUGGAUUGAUAAAGGAGACCAAAUACAAUAUGAAGCAUGUGAUGCCUCAGUAUUUUGUGCACCAGCAUCAUCUAAAGUGUUUACUACCAACUAUAAUCUGGAUUUGUUGAAAGCUUAUGAAGAGGACGUACUGGUUGUCGAUGUAAUUCCAGAUGAUCCAGAGCUCUUUGGCUUUUCCGUUGGUGAAGAGAGUAGUUCUUCAGGGACAUUUUAUAACACAAACAAUAACAGCAAUAAUAAUGUGACUAUUUCAAAACCAGACAAAAUGUCAUUGAUACCUAAAGUUCAGAAGAGAGGAGUGUUUCCAGCCUAUGAAAGUAAAAUGUGCGUUAAAAGGAUCGAAUAUGUUUCUGAAAGUAGCACUGAUUCAAUACAUAAAUCAUUUAAUGUUAGAUCAGCUCAACAGAAUACAUGCAACUCUAUUCCAGAAACAAAAAUGAUUAAAACCCAUGCAGAAACAGAAGAAAGCAGAUGUCCAGCAGAGUCACAAGACAAGGGAAGCCCUCAAGAGCCUUAUCACACCAAUAUGUCAGAUGAAUCAGAAGGAAGCCCACCGCUUCAAGAUGACUUUCCUAGUAAACACUUGUCUCGGCCUUGGCGACCUUUUUCACAUCAACAUAGAUCAACAAUAAAUAAUCCUCCUCAAUGGAUAAAGCAUGAUUUCCACUUCAAUAGGAUAGACACCUCUCCACCAGAAGUAGCAGCUCCAGGGAGCUGGGAGAAAUGGAGACAUGAAAAACCUAGUCCUCGAAUACAACCAUUCAAGCUUCCAUACGGAUACUGUAGAUAUUUUUUUAACCACAUCAAUGGCUGUAAGAACAAGAAUUGUGCAUACUUGCAUAUACCUAGGCAGUGUGAUGAGAAGGUAUGCAUGGAUUUGUUGCAUAAACUGAUUAAUGAAAAGAAGUUGAAUCUUGCUGCUUGGAUAUUCCGAAGUUACUACAGUCAGUACUCUCCUAGACAGCAUUACGACAGAGGCAUUUUUGGUGCUCUUCUUAAUACAUUGUUAAAUUUUAGUAUGUGGAAGGAUCUCUUUGACCUCUUGGAAACUGCAGCUACUGCAAAAAUAUUUCCAUCCUUUGACCAAAUCAUUAAUGUAUUUGAAAAGGUUGUAUUUUCUGGCUUACAGACUUCAUUCUCAACUUUACUGGAUAUAUUCUGCAAGUUUAUACAUAAUGGAAUGAAUGUUAGUACUGUGGAAAUCAGCCAUAUAAUAACAAUAUUGCGUGAAUCCAAUGCCUCACAGAAUCACAUCAACAUCCUUCUGUCCAUGAAAUCAAGUCUUGAGAUGAAGAUUCAAAAGACGAAUUGGACUUAUAGCAUGGAAGCAGCAAUGUCUGACCUAGAGCAUUGUAAGGUCAACAGUGAUUGGAUGAAACUAGGAACUGUGUAUCUUACUGUCUGUACAGGAUGUGAAAACCUAACAACCCUUAAGAAUUUUUCGAGGCACGUAGCUGAAGCACUUAUGAAAGAUUCAAUCAAUGAUAAGCCAGAAAUUCCUUUUUGUGACUUUGCUGUUGCCGUGUUUAAAAAUCCAAAGUUUGAUGAUAUAAAAAAAAAUAUUCUGGGAAGGAUUGGAAUUUCUGUAAUGUUUUUCUAUCAUCAUAAAGAGCUAUGGCUAAAGGGAAAAAAAGUGAUUUACAAGCUACACGAGCUUAAUAUAAAUUACACAAUUUUGAAAGGGCUGUGUGGUCAAGAAAGCACAAUGUCCCGAUGCCAUGUGGUUAAUAUUGCCGUAGAAAUUUUUCUCAAGUGUGGAAACCUUGGAAGUGCAGUACAAACUCUGAAAGAAUGUGAAUGGAUAAUAAACACUCCUAUGUGGCCUUGUGACAUGAUGGAUGUUUUGCACCGUCACAACUUGCUGUGUUUGUUAGUGGAGGAAGCUCUAUCUAAGAAUAUGUUUAUCAUGUGCUUUGAUAUCCUUCAAAAUCUGCCUGGAUUCCAGGAGUCUCAAGCAGAUGUCCAUGUCGCUCAGUAUGCUGUGCUCUUUAAUAAAGUCUUGAACUCCUGUGUUGAGAACCGUAGUAUUGGCAUAUCUACAUCGAUUAUAAAGUUUAUGAUUGCUAAGAAUAUUUCAAUUGAGUAUGGAAUCCUCCGGGGAUUUAUAACCACCCUAGGACACUGUGGUAUGUGGACUAGAGCAAGGGAGUGUUACAAAAGUGCUAUGGCAUUGGGAUUUUACUCACUUUUUGAAAGAAAAAUGAAUCCAAAAAUUCUGUACAUUCCCUCCUUUAUGUCUGAAGUAGAAAUGCUAAUAACCAUUGAACAGUUCAUGGUAUCAAAUGCUAGCAGCAUGCAUUCGCAAAGUGAAUGUAACCAAGGUCUUCAAAUUGUCCUGAAAAGAAUGGAAGAGAAUACGAAGUGUAAAGACAGCUACCAUGCUGCAGCAGAAAGGUUAUCUGAAGCAAGCAGAUUGUCAUGCCCCAGACUUUUUAUAAAGCACAUGACAGUCAAUAACACCAAUGAGCAAGUAUACACUCUAGACAAUAAGGCUACUCUUAAAUGGCUGAAUGAGAAUAUGAAGUGGGCAGGCGCUAUCUGGCAUUAGUGUCAAUCUAUAAGUAUGUGGUACUAUCGUAUGAAUAUUAUGUGUAUAUAAAUAUUUCACAGCAGUUAAAUAAUCAUUGUUGAAUAAUAAAGGAAAAAACGGUAACAGUUUGCUCUGUAUGUUUAAUUUGAUUUAUAGCUUAGGUUUUAGUGGGAUUUUAUUUGUUUGUUUGUUCUUAUGUUGUACAGAAUAUAUAGAAAAGUGCAAGUAUGAAUAAAAUACAUAUUUGAGCUUGUUGAGUUUCAUUCUGCUUACCGUGUAUGCUAUAACCAUUAAUAAACAUAAAUUU
Molecule: messenger RNA, 5587 nt
Organism: Hyla sarda
Lineage: Eukaryota; Metazoa; Chordata; Amphibia; Anura; Hylidae
Gene: TOPAZ1
Product: testis and ovary specific TOPAZ 1
Exons: 20
Coding region: 328-5298 (1656 amino acids)
Biological process (GO): spermatocyte division; spermatid development
Source: RefSeq, a predicted model, not a curated record